GUUAAUUUAAGGAUGUCGAUCAAUUUAAAAAUUGAUCAACCAAAAGUUGCUUGGACGCAAUUGGUCUAGGGACCUACCCAUUAUAUUAUUACAAUAAUCAGCCCAAGCUGGGACUGUAAUAGUAUGAAUGAGGAUUUUGGCCACUAUGAUUGUAAAACAUUCCAUGUUCUUUUUAUUGGGGUCAAAGAGCAUGCAAAAUAGUGGGAGCUAAAUAAUUAAAAGUCCAUAUUAUUAAGUUAACUAGAUGUGAUCAUAGGAAUUAAUAUAUGAUUUUAAUUCCGUUCUAUUUGAACUUCUUUAGGCUUUUAGGAAUGUCGAAUUUAUCAUUGAGAAGUAUCUUGGAUACAUGCAAGCUUACUGGACCAAACUUUCUGGACUGGGAAAGAAAUGUGCGUUUAGUUCUUAGACAAGAAAAUAUUGAGUAUGUGUUAGACACGCCGGUACCCAAGAUUCCUGAUGCUAACUCUCCCGAGUUUGCCACGUUUGACCUGACUACUCGAGAGAAACACGUUACUGAUGCUAAAACUGUGCAAUGUGUUAUGUUGGCUGCAAUGUCUAUGGAGUUGCAAAGGCAACACGAUAGGAUGAGCGCCUUCGAGAUGCUUGAACACUUGAAAAGUCUGUUUGAUUCAGAGAGUCAGACUCUAGAGUAUGAACUUCUGACAGACAUUUUCAAGUGUAGGCUUCAAGAGGGUGGCAACGUGUCUGAGCACGUCCUCAAAAUGAUUGGCAUAAUUGAAAGAGUUGCUACCACCGGAAUUAAGUUUGAGGAUCGUGUCUCAGCUGCUAUCAUCCUAUAUUCGCUUCCGAGUUCAUUUACUAACUUCAUUGUGAAUUAUAAUUUGAACAAAACGAAAGCGACCAUGCCUGAACUCCAUAACAUGCUCAAGUCUUAUGAAGCCUCAACCUCUAAAGGAAAGAUUGUUCUUAUGGUAAGCUCUAAUGCUAAGUCUCGUUCUAAGAACAAGCAAAAGAAGAAAGGUAAGGUUGGACCUACUCCUACAGCUCUUAAGCCUAAAGGUGGAGGUCAUAUGAAGCCAAAGGUUGCAAAGGAUGUUUGCCUCUACUGCAAAGAGAAGGGGCAUUGGAAGAGAGAUUGUGAGUUGUAUAAGGCUAAUCUAGCCAAAGCACCGGGUGCUUCAAGCUCAGAAGCCUGAGAAGCAGUGUAGCAGUUGGACUGGGUAAAAUUGACCUACGCGUGAAGGCUGGAGCAAAAGUUGCUGCUGAACGUGAUAGGAUCUUAUAGUUUAGAUUUGCC
This is a messenger RNA of Cuscuta europaea, 1258 nucleotides long. The record is from the annotation of a GenBank genome assembly. NCBI's taxonomy places the organism in Eukaryota, Viridiplantae, Streptophyta, Magnoliopsida, Solanales, Convolvulaceae.